Messenger RNA from Glycine soja, 2038 nucleotides. RefSeq names its product tricyclene synthase EBOS, chloroplastic-like. The record is from RefSeq and is a predicted model, not a curated record. Bases 116 to 1909 code for a protein of 597 amino acids. The transcript has 7 exons. Gene Ontology annotation, molecular function: magnesium ion binding; terpene synthase activity. Gene Ontology annotation, biological process: diterpenoid biosynthetic process. NCBI's taxonomy places the organism in Eukaryota, Viridiplantae, Streptophyta, Magnoliopsida, Fabales, Fabaceae.
GGUGUGGCUAUAUAUAAACGUGACCACCCGGAACAUCAAAUGCAAGUAGCUAGCACACAGUACUACUGUUAAACAUUCUCAGUUGCAAGCAUAAGCCAACCUAGGAUCGAUAAAAAUGACCCUUGUCAAUUCCACGUUGCUUAAUUCCUCUUUCAUUUCAAAUUUUAGUUUUGGCAAACCUCAGAAACCAGAAGGGACUAAUAACCUUCUCCUGCGUAGAAUUAUUUGCCCUAUCCGAUGCAACGCAACAACCACCACCACAAACGUUAAUGCUUCUGAAAGAAAAUCAGCCAAUUACCAGCCAAACCUCUGGAAUUACGAUUUUCUGCAGUCUUUGAAGUGUGACCAUGCGGAUAUAAGAUAUGAGGACAAGGCCAAGAAGCUGCUAGAGGAAGUGAGGAGAAUGAUAAAGGAUGAAAAUACAGAUAUAUGGAUCAAACUUGAACUCAUUGACGAUGUGAAACGCUUGGGAAUUGGCUACAGUUUUGACAUGGAGAUAGGAGAAGCCCUUCAUAGGUGCCUCUCUUCUGAAACAUUUAUUGAUACAAUCACUCAUAAUCACAGAAGCCUGCAUGAAACUGCUUUAAGCUUCAGGGUCCUCCGAGAAUAUGGCUAUGAUGUCACAACGGAUAUAUUUGAGAGGUUUAAGGACUAUAAUGGUAAUUUCAAGGCAAUCCUUAGCAGAGAUGUGAAGGGAAUGUUGAGUCUAUACGAGGCAUCAUUUCUAAGUUAUGAAGGAGAACAGAUUUUGGAUGAGGCUAAGGCCUUCACUAGCUUCCAUCUAAAGGGUGCCCUCAAAGAAGGUAGAAGCAAUACUAUGAUCUUAGAACAAGUGAAUCAUGCAAUGGAGCUUCCACUUCAUCACAGAAUCCAAAGGCUUGAAGCAAGGUGGUAUAUUGAAUCUUAUGCUAAAAGAAAAGAUGCAAAUAUGGUGCUGCUUGAAGCAGCAAAACUGGAUUUCAAUAUUGUGCAGUCAACUCUGCAAACAGAUCUCCAAGAAAUGUCAAGGUGGUGGAAAGGGAUGGGACUAGCCUCAAAGUUAAGCUUCAGCCGAGAUAGGCUAAUGGAAUGCUUCUUUUGGACGGUUGGAAUGGUCUUUGAGCCUCAAUUGAGUGAUCUUCGCAAAGGUUUAACAAAAGUGGCUUCCUUAAUUACUACAAUUGAUGACGUUUAUGAUGUGUAUGGAACCUUGGAUGAAUUAGAACUUUUUACAGCAGCAGUAGAAAGUUGGGAUGUUAAAGCAGUUCAAGUUCUACCGGAUUACAUGAAGAUAUGCUUUCUAGCACUCUACAACACUGUCAAUGAAUUUGCUUAUGAUGCACUUAAAGAGCAAGGACAAAAUAUUCUUCCCUACCUCACCAAAGCAUGGUCUAAUAUGUUGAAAGCAUUCCUAGAAGAAGCUAAGUGGUCCCGGGACAAACACGUGCCAAAAUUUGACGAUUACCUCAAUAAUGCAUGGGUUUCAGUCUCUGGGGUUGUUAUACUGACCCAUGCCUAUUUCUUGCUAAAUCAUAGCAUAACAAAGGAGGCACUUCAGUCCUUGGAAAAUUACCAUGCCUUGCUGCGGAGAUCAUCCACUAUUUUUCGACUUUGCAAUGAUUUGGGCACUUCAAAGGCCGAGUUAGAGAGAGGUGAGGCAGCAAGUUCGAUUGUGUGUUACAUGCGUGAAAGUGGUGCUAGUGAAGAGGGUGCUUACAAACACAUCCGCAGAUUACUUAAUGAAACGUGGAAGAAGAUGAACAAAGAUAAAGUGUCACAGUCUCCUUUCCCAAAACCUUUCAUAGAAAUAGCUAUCAACCUUGGAAGAAUUUCUCAGUGCACAUACCAAUACGGAGAUGGGCAUGGAGCUCCAGAUAGCACAGUCGAGAAUCGCAUACGAUCCUUGAUAAUUGAACCCAUUGCCAUCUAGGAGACUAGGCAUUUGAACUAUAAUUUUAGAGGGCUUGUUAUUGUAUUUGCAAAUAAAUAGGAUACGAUGUAUUCAUCUUUCAUCAUUAAUAGAAUUAGUAGUAGUCGUUAUAUGUGUUUCAUUUCUUAA